AAUUAUCUUACUAUUUCUAAAGAAAUUUCAUUUGAUACUACUAAAUCUAUUAUAAUUGAACUUUAUUGUGAAGAUAUCAAUAGUGAAAAUAAAACUGAUAGUAAAGAUAAAACUGAUAAUAAUUUUAUAAAUGAAGACAAUAAAG
Funneliformis caledonium is the source of this 145-nucleotide messenger RNA. The record is from the annotation of a GenBank genome assembly. Lineage: Eukaryota; Fungi; Glomeromycota; Glomeromycetes; Glomerales; Glomeraceae.